Messenger RNA from Radiomyces spectabilis, 519 nucleotides. RefSeq names its product Ctr copper transporter. The coding region runs from base 1 to 519 and encodes 172 amino acids. Gene Ontology annotation, biological process: intracellular copper ion homeostasis; copper ion transmembrane transport. The transcript is spliced from 2 exons. Gene Ontology annotation, cellular component: plasma membrane. The record is from RefSeq and is a predicted model, not a curated record. NCBI's taxonomy places the organism in Eukaryota, Fungi, Mucoromycota, Mucoromycetes, Mucorales, Radiomycetaceae. Gene Ontology annotation, molecular function: copper ion transmembrane transporter activity.
AUGAAUCACGGCGGGUCCGGCAUGGAUAUGGACAUGGAUAUGAAUAUGUCCAUGGGCACCUUCCACUGGAAGAUCACCGAUGCACUAUGGUUCGAUGCGUGGGUACCCAAAUCUGAGCCGGCGUACAUUGGUGCAUGCAUUGGUUUAUUUCUAUUUGCUAUCCUGUCCCGCGCUCUCAUUGCCGCUGAAAUCUACUUUAUCGCCUGGCGCGGUAUACGCUUUGACCGCCUUCACAACCCCUUAGCCACAACCACUUCAUGCUCUGAGCCAUCGAUGGCACGACCUAUGUAUCCUCAACCACUGACUUUGCCUAUUGUCCCGCCUUUCAAUUGGACGUUUGACACCAUUCGCAGCUUUUUGACCGCCCUCGUAUCGUUUGUCAGCAAUUUGCUCAUGCUCAUUAUCAUGACCGGCAAUGGCGGCUACUUCAUUGUCAUCAUUGCAGGCAUUUUCGUCGGCGAAAUGGCAUUUGGCCGCUUCCGUUCGCUGGGUGGAGCCAGAGAAGAUCACAACCACUAA